This is a messenger RNA of Alosa alosa (allis shad), 1959 nucleotides long. It is a transcript of the gene lrrc15, whose product is annotated as leucine rich repeat containing 15. Gene Ontology annotation, molecular function: protein binding. The record is from RefSeq and is a predicted model, not a curated record. NCBI's taxonomy places the organism in Eukaryota, Metazoa, Chordata, Actinopteri, Clupeiformes, Clupeidae. Bases 1 to 1434 code for a protein of 477 amino acids. The transcript has 3 exons.
AUGGAUCUGCAAGUCCACAUUUUUCUCAUUUCUGCAAUCACUGCCCUCAUUGGGGCCUGCCCGGAUGAAUACUUUGAGAACUUUGCAGAGCACCUCACAAAUUUAGCUGUGAAGGACACAGAUAUCAAAGAAGUCUUGCCCAAAACUUUUCACCACACCAUCAAUUUGGAGAACCUGUCGUUACCUCCCUCACUGUUCUCACCACUUAAAGUCAAUACUAGUCUAAUCAAUCUAGAUCUCAGCAAAAAUCAGUUAACUUCAGUGCCAGACAAUGUCUUCAGUGGACUUCAUAAUCUCAAUCACCUGCGGUUGAACAAAAAUCACCUUAAGGAACUCCCAGCUGGUGCAUUUGAUGACCUUGAAAACCUUCAAGUCUUAGCACUUCAGGAUAACCAAAUUGCUCAAUUACCAGCAAAGUUGUUCUCUAAUCUUCAGAAACUUCAAAGCCUAUUUCUUUCCAAUAACAAGAUUUCUGUGCUUCCUGAGGGUAUCUUUACAAGCCUACCAAGUCUUAAAAGACUUUCCCUAUAUGACAACGAAUUGCAAAAGUUGUCUUAUGGGACUUUUGGACCUAUGCUCAUUGAGCAGCUUUGGCUCUAUGAUAACAAAUUAAGCACUUUGGAAGACGAUGUAUUCAGCAAUCUCACCAGCGUUAAACUUCUGGUGCUCAGCCGAAACCAGAUUGAGUCCAUCUCUGCUAAUGCUUUUAGUGGUCUAACGGAAAUACAGGAAGUGUCUCUGCACACCAACCGUAUCAUUAAUAUUAAGAAGAGUACGUUUGCCAAUCUUCCCAAGCUGGUCAACAUUUCUUUGGAGCACAACAAAAUUGAGUCAAUCUCUGCGGAUGUUCUACAAGGUGUGUCACAUAUACACCAAUUGGAUUUGCGAAAUAACUCUCUCCAAAAUCUAGAUCAGGACUUUUUGGAGUCUCUCCACAUCGUGGAUGAAGUGCUUCUGACUUUGAACCCCUGGAAAUGUGACAAGGACAUUAUUCCUCUCAGGGACUGGUUGAAACAGUUUCCCCUAAAAGUGCCUAGCUCAGAAGGUAUAUUGUGCCUGGGACCAACAUCACUCUCGGAUUUUGUCAUCCGGGACAUACCAGAUAAGAAUCUUAUCCAGCCAACGACCCAAGCUCCGACCGAGGUGGACCCUGUGACCCCAACAGAAAAGAGGAGAAGACCACACACAACCCCAUCACGAAGAAGCACACCCCUACCCACCAUCAAUGCCACUACAAAAUCAGACCAGGGUGAGGACACCAGUAGUGGACAGGGCAAUGGUACAAGCCAGUUACAGGGCAAUCAUUUGAUCAUCAUUACAGUGGUCUGCAUGGCCAUCAUCGUCAGUACCAUUUUAGGCGUGGCCUGCUGGAGGAGGUACAAGAGAGAUAGCAGAGACUUGCACCAGCAGCCAAAAUCAAACUCAGUCAUCUAGCCCAUUUUACAGAAGCUUGAAAUCAGAGGUAUUUGACACUGCUCCAGCAGAUCUGUCCUUCUCUUUGUGUGGGUACCACUGCAUUAAACAUUAGACUAGCACUGUGCAUUUCCGUAGGACUGAAAGUCAGUUCUUACACGUACUGAAAUAAAGACUCUUUUGGACAAAGACUUUGGUUAGAUUUCCAUUUAGUCAACAUAUCCUAAAACGCUGCUUUAAAGCUCUAUCAUAGAUUCACUUUGGCCUUUGUGAUUUAAAUGAUUUGAAAUUCUUUAUAUAUAUUUUGAAAGUGUGUAUUUUUUUUAGUAAAUUGAAUGUUGAAUUUUAAUAUCUGCUUAAAUUUGAUUCAAACAAAUGCAUUGGUUUGAAUGUGCAAACUGCUAUGGAAAUUAAGAUAUGUCAUACUGUAAUAAACACCUGGCAUCAAUGUGUCAAAAUACUAGGCAUGUGUAUGAUAUAAUGUUUCUACCAUAUCAUGUUCACUACUUCAGUCCUUUGCGUGACCAAUAAAUCCUUUCACUCUGA